Messenger RNA from Pyrenophora tritici-repentis Pt-1C-BFP, 357 nucleotides. Its product is annotated as NADH:ubiquinone oxidoreductase 11.6kD subunit. The record is from RefSeq and is a predicted model, not a curated record. NCBI's taxonomy places the organism in Eukaryota, Fungi, Ascomycota, Dothideomycetes, Pleosporales, Pleosporaceae.
AUGCAGUCUCUCCGCGCCGCCGCCGGCAGCGCCUCGCGCACCGUCACCCGCACAGCAGCUCCUCAGCAAUCGACGGCUGUCGCUGCUCGCCGCACCUUUUCAAGCUCACAAGUAAAGCGCGUGCAGUACGACCCACCCACCGGCUGGCUGUUUGGCGUCAAGCCCGGCGAGCAGUAUGAGAAGGAGGGGUGGGAAGGAGCUAUGUUCUGGGGAUUCGGAGGUGCAUGUGCAUUUGGCGUUAUAGCGUAUGCUUUCAAGCCUGAUACUAGCAUCCAGACCUGGGCUCUAGAAGAGGCAAGGCGAAGACUCGAAGCCGAGGGUAUCCUGCAGGACCCGGAUACCGUUAAGAAGGAGUAA